AUGGCAAAGAUUAGAAAUGGGUUUUUCAAGAAACCUUUCAUUACACCUGUUCCAUCAGUUGCUACCACAGCAACUGAUUCAAGCAUUUCAGAGUACACAAAUUGUUCUUAUUCUCAGAGUAACCAGAAGAUGUCCGAUAAUAUUGUUGUGUCUUCACUUAAUAUGGAACUUUUGGAUUGCCCAAUAUGCUGUGAACCCUUUACAACUCCAAUUAUUCAGUGUGAAAAUGGGCAUGCAACAUGCAACGCAUGCUCGAAGAAGACUCAAAAGUGCCAUUCUUGCACCCUGCCUAUCAGGAGAAUGAGGAACCGGAUUCUGGAAGAUGUUGCUGAGUCUUUGAGAGUUUGUUGCUCGUUCAAGAAUUAUGGAUGCCCAGAAACUGUUAGGUACCCCGAUAAGAUCAACCACGAAAAGUUCUGUUCUUUUAUAGAGUGUUCAUGCCCCAUUGAAGUUUACAAUGUCAAUGGAACCUCUGAAAUGAUUUAUGCUCACUGUAAAGUGAUGCAUAAAGAUUUUGUGAAGCCGUUUGUUUUUGGUCGUAAAUUCCUUGUUUCUGUCUGGCUGAAUGAUAAUUUCUUUAUUCUCCAAGAGGAAAACACAGACAUUGUGUUUGUUCUGAACAACACAACGUGUUCUUAUGGGAAAUAUUCUGACAAUGUGUUGUCUUGGACCGUUAGCAGCUGGAUGCUGCCCCUAUGA
Messenger RNA from Mercurialis annua (annual mercury), 699 nucleotides. RefSeq names its product E3 ubiquitin-protein ligase SINA-like 10. The coding region runs from base 1 to 699 and encodes 232 amino acids. The transcript is spliced from 3 exons. The record is from RefSeq and is a predicted model, not a curated record. Gene Ontology annotation, molecular function: zinc ion binding. Lineage: Eukaryota; Viridiplantae; Streptophyta; Magnoliopsida; Malpighiales; Euphorbiaceae.